Molecule: messenger RNA, 3117 nt
Organism: Papilio xuthus (Asian swallowtail)
Lineage: Eukaryota; Metazoa; Arthropoda; Insecta; Lepidoptera; Papilionidae
Exons: 4
Coding region: 13-2670 (885 amino acids)
Source: RefSeq, a predicted model, not a curated record
GAUUGCAUUAAAAUGUCUUACAACUUUAUUGGUGAAGUCGAAAAUAUAAAUACUAGUCAAUUCGAAUUUAUAAGUAAUGUGUUAAAUGAACAAGGAUAUAAAGGAACAGAUGUGAAUGUAAGAAAUGUUGGUAAAAAAGGUGAUAAUUAUGGAUCAAGAGUGAAAAGAAUCGAAGUAACAUUUGAUGAUGGAAAAGAAUUUAAAAUGAUAAUAAAAAUAGCACCCGAAGACUCAAUAUUACGAGAUCAAAUAAAUGCGAACGACUUAUUUAAAAACGAAAUUGUAAUAUUUAAGAAACUAUUGCCUAAGUUAACAGAAAUACAAAUAAAGUAUGGUGUACCUGAUGAAGACAUAUUUAAAUAUCCAAUUUGUUAUAGAUCUAAUGAUGAAUUGAAAAAUGAAAUAAUACUAUUAGAAGAUCUUGGAAUGCGUAAUUUUCAAAUGUUAGACAAAACAACACCAUUAAACAAUCAAGCUGUAAGACUUAUCCUUAAGGAUUUAGCAAAUUUCCAUUCUUUGUCUUACAUUUUGAGGAACAAAGAUCCUGAGUUAUUUAAAAAUUUUAUGGGUACGUUAGUAAACGCAAUGAUAAAUGAAAAAACUAUUCAACAAACUCAAAUGUUUUUCGAACAUACAUUAAAUGAUUUAAAGACAAUAUUUGAUAAUGAUAGAUAUAAAAAUGUCAUCACUGAUGUAACACAAUAUUUAAUAAAAGGUUGGAUGAAAUUAAUGAACAGUGACGCAGGAUCAAAGUACAGCGUGAUUCAACAUGGUGACUUAUGGACUAACAAUAUCAUGUUUCAGAUGCAGGGAGACCAACCUAAUGACUGUAUAUUCAUAGAUUACCAGCUCUCCAGAGACAGUCUACCCGUUUCGGAUAUACAUUACUUAUUAUUCAGUUGCACAGAUUAUCAAACGAGGUCCAAGCACUAUCAUGAAUGGAUGGACUACUAUCAUUCUGAAUUGGACAGAUAUUUAUCAUAUUUCGAUCUUAAAGUUAAUUACGUUUAUCCCAGGGAUAAAUUCGAUGCUGAUUUGAAGAGAUACGGAAAACCUGGACUUGGAAUAGCAUUUGUUAUGGUCAAUUUUGCACUCAGACAAACACAAGAAGCAGCUGAUCUGACAAAUAUAGAUGGCACUAAUCUACCAGACAAUCUUAAAAUAGGAUCACUUAUGAAUAAGACUGUGGUAUCGAUUAAGGAACGUAUAGAAGGUCUAAUUGAAAGCUGUUUUGAGUUAGGAUAUUUGACUGAACCAUCAAAUGCAAAAUUUAAAUUUAUUCCAAUUAACGCACUAAAUUGGAUCCGUGUAGAUAAAACUAAUCGCUUCAUAUCUGUAAACGUAAAAAUGAUAAAACAGAUUAUGUACAAAAAAUAUGACUAUUUUAAAGCAGUCCAUACUGAUUAUAAAAUGGUUUACAACUUUAAAGGAGAAAUAGAAGGCAUUACUAAUAAUCAAUUCGAAUUUAUAAGUGAAGUGCUAAAGAAACUAAAGUGCCAGGGGAAAGAAGUAUUAGUAACCAACGUCGGAAAGAUAGGGGACAACUAUGGUUCACACAUCAAAAGAUUCAAAGUGAAUUUACAGAACGGUGAUGAAUUUAAACUGAUAGCCAAAAUUGCACCAAAAAGUAUGAUACUUCGAGAUGAUAAGAAUAUUAAUGAAAUAUUCAUUAACGAAAUUGUCAUAUUUAAAGAAUUACUACCGAAAUUUAUAGAUCUACAAAAAGAUUUUAAUGUACCAAAAGAAGAUAUAUAUAAACAUCCUAUUUGUUAUGGAACUCUAGGAGUAGCUGGAAGUGAAAUGAUUCUUUUAGAAGAUUUGGAUGUAUCCAAUUAUGCGAUGUUAGACAAAACUAAGCCUUUAAAAAAUGAUUAUGUAAAAACUGUUCUUAAGAAUUUAGCAAAUUUUCAUUGUUUAUCCUACACUUUAAAGAAUAAGGACCCAGAAAUAUUUAUGAAAUUUAUUGGAAGAUUAGUAAAUGCGACUGUCGAUACAAAAUCUAUAAAUGAAACAGAAAAAUUAUUCGAGAAAACUUUAAAUGAUUUAUUAGAAAUAUUUGAUGACGAUAAAUAUAGAAACAUAAUAAGCGACGUAAUGCAAUAUUUGAAUAAAUCCUGGAUAGAAUUUUUAAUUUGUGAUUCAAGUUCAAAAUACAGUGUUAUCCAUCAUGGUGAUCUGUGGACUAACAAUAUUAUGUUUCAAAUACAGAAUAAUCACCCACUUGGAUGUAUACUCAUUGAUUAUCAACUCUCUCGAGAUAGCCUCCCCAUUUCUGAUUUACAUUACUUCAUAUUUAGUUCCACCGAUUAUGAAACUAGAUCCAAGCACUAUAAUGAAUGGAUAGAUUACUAUUUUACGGAAUUAGACAGAUAUUUGAAUUACUAUGAUCUUAAAGCUGAUUGUAUUUAUCCUAGACAUAAUUUGAAUGCUGAUUUGAAAAGAUACGGCAAAUAUGGAUUAGGGAUUUCUUUCGUAAUGAUUAAUUUCUUAUUAGGACAACAACAGGAAGUGAAAGCUGAAGUUAUAAAUAUGAAUGGUGAACCAGAUAAUGUUAAAGAAGAAAAAUCAUUAAAUGACAGUUUAAAAACAAUUAAAGAUCGUAUAAUAGGCCUUAUUAAAACCUGUGUAGAGUACGGCUAUUUAUCUUAUAAUUUAGAGGAAAACAUUUGAAAAAGUAUAUCACGAUUUUACAGAUACUAAAGACUACAGGCUUAUUGUUAGCGAAUAAUGUAUUUUUGAACUAUGUUAUCUUAGUAUUUUCAAUGAAUUCGAGUAGAAAACUUUAAACGCUAACUAAGAACGCUUCUCAAGUAUCAAAGAGUAAUUUGAAAUUGGGAAAGAAUUCAAAAUCUGAAUAAUUUCAAUCUAAAAGCAAUAACAUUUUUAGUAAAGUAAAAUAUAUAGUGAUAUUGCUUAAAAAGGAUAUGUUAAAGCUAGAUUGGGUGCAUCAUGAGAUUCAACAUUGGAUACAUUGAGGGAUACAAAAGAAACGCCAUUUUUAAUUUUGGAUAAAAUUGUCGUAAGUAAAUUAACAAAUUAUCGAUGAAUAAAACUUAAAGUAUUAUAUGAUCGUGUAGAAGGGUUAUAAGCUAUUUGGUUAAGGAUAUAUAUGUGAAG